UCAACUGAUGGACACACAGAAGCCAACUUGUUUUCUCUUCCACAGCUCCAUAUCCUGUCGUGCCGACAAAAUAAUUCAUUUAAAAAAUUUCUACGGGCUUUUUUUUUCCACCUCUGUGGUGAAACAUAGUUUUAGCUUUUUUUAUUGGAUCAUCUCUUUUUUUUUUUUUUUAGUUUGGAUUUUAGUUCUUCCUUCUAUCUCGAUUGUUUGCUCCCCAGAGUGUAGACAAAUCUUUCCUGCUCCCUAUCUCCUUUUUCCUUUUCCCCUAUCUUUCUCUGUUCCCUGUCACUGUCUGCAUUUUCUUUUGGGGGGGCUAUGCUCUCUUCACCCACUGUGAUCCUUCAGCCUUAUGGACUCCCCGUCUACCCACAGACAACCGCAUGCUACCCCAGCAUAGUUCAGGGGGCCCCCGCUCAGGAGGCGGGUCCUGGCAGUGGGGACCCUGCCCUGCCUCCAGUGUACGCCCCGCCCCCCUCCUACCCUCCUCCGACUCAAGGCCCACCAGCAUCUGCGAGCAGACUGCCCACACUGGACUUUAGCUCCGCCCAUGCCAGUUCUGAGUACCCCGAGCACCCCCAGCUCAGAGUCUACCAGGGCCCCCAGCUCGAAGGGGCCGACUCGCUGGCAUCCACCAACACGGAGGAUGCUUUGGCCCCUGUGACCUCUGACCCCCAGUCUCUCAAUGUAUCAUCUGGGGGCGGGGCAGGAAGUGGGAGUGAAGAAGAGGGCUCGGGUAAGGCCCAACCGAAGCGCCUCCACGUCUCCAACAUCCCUUUUCGCUUCAGAGACCCAGAUCUUCGUCAGAUGUUCGGGCAAUUUGGAAAGAUUCUUGACGUGGAAAUCAUCUUCAAUGAGCGGGGGUCAAAGGGCUUUGGAUUUGUCACCUUUGAGAGUGCAGCUGAGGCUGACAGAGCACGAGAAAAGCUGAACGGGACAAUCGUAGAAGGCAGAAAGAUCGAGGUCAAUAACGCCACGGCCAGAGUAGUUACCAAAAAACCUCAGACACCUCUAGUGAAUGCGGACAUUGCAGCCUCUGGGUGGAAGAUCAACCCUAUGGUUGGAGCUAUGUAUGCACCCGAACUCUACACAGUUGCCAGCUUCCCCUACCCAGUAGCGACUCCCACCUUAGCCUAUCGGGGUUCGGCGCUAAGAGGUCGGGGUCGAGCCGUCUACAACACAAUUCGCUCUGCUGCAGCCACACCUGCUGCUGUGCCUGCCUACCCCAGUGUUGUAUAUCAAGAUGGACUGUAUGGACCAGAAGUCUAUGGGGGUUAUCCCACAGCGUACAGAGUGGCUCCAUCAGCAUCUGCUGCCACAGCAGCGUACAGUGACGGAUAUGGAAGAGUUUACACCACAACUGCAGAUCCCUAUCACCACUCUGUUGGACCAACGACCACCUAUGGAGUUGGCACAAUGGCCAGUUUGUACCGAGGAGGAUAUAACCGCUUCACCCCAUACUGAGCCUCCCAGGGGUAGGAAGAAGAUCUGUCAGGCUGAACUCUGGGACGAGAGGCUGACGUUGCAAACCCUGUGGGAGCCGUGCACCAUCCAUUCUGAGGCGUACUAAAGAGCCUUAAACGCCCACUUUGUGAGGUUUAGGAGUGGAAAAAAUGAUGGAAGAAAGCUGUGAGGUUUAUAGGGUCAAACAGUACAGAGAUAAUUGAGUUUCAUUUUGUGAUGGUGUAUUAUUUACAGAAUGAGUGUGUGUGCAUUUGUGUGAGGUUACAGGAUGUGCAGCCACCCAUGACAUGACUUUCACCAUCACAACUUCACAACAGCUCCUUCCUUUUUUUUUUACUUUCUUUUUAUCUACCUCUUCUUUUAUUUUGUCAUAACGUCAGGCUUUUUGUGUAUCUUUUUUUCUCCUUGCAUGCAGACUUGCUUUUAGUUUCAGUAUCUGUGGUUGAAAUGGCACACUGGGAAAGUUUUUCUCAUCUGUGGCAUCAGCUGUUCCUCUUCAUCGCUGCUUCACUCUGACCUGUUGGGUGACUCCUCAGUUCUUUUUUCCUUCUUUUCUGCUGUGUUUGAUGUUUACUUUGAAAUAAAAUGUUCUCUACUCUUUUCUUCUCAUCUUUUAACUUCACCACUUCUGUUUCUGCACAAACAGUAUUUACAGGCAUGAGAGGUGACUGUAAAGUUUAAUUUAAUCCAAUAUAUUUAACCAGAUUUUGAAAAAUCUAACCUAAUUUUGGAUCACAAAAGGAGUAUUUAAAAAUUAUGUUUGUUACAUUUUAUUUCCUCUUCUAUGACAUAUGAGAUCCUAUGUUUAGAUCGAUCCAAGCAUUUAACAGUGUGUGGUUUUACGGGUAUAAUCAGACUAAAAAUUUGUUCCGAAUGAUCCGGGGAAACGAGUUCUGGCUCACUUUAAGUCUAGUCUAAAGACAGAGAAAGGAAGAAAAAAAGUUCAAAACACAUGUAAACAUUUUUUUAUUUGGUCACAGUCUUAGGUUUAAAAUGUAUUUUUAUUAUUUAGAUUAUUUUUUUCAAAUGUUCAAUACUUAUUUAAAAUUUAGAAUAUUAUUUUUUCAAAUUUAUAAUUUUAUUUUUCACAUUAUCAAUAAUUCAUUCAAGUUUACAUUGUGUAUUUUCAAGUUUAAAGUUGUUUUCAAUUUCUUUUUUUCAAAUUCAAAAUAUGUUUUUUCAUUCACUUUAAGCUGAUUGAAAUUUGAUACGAUUUGCCGACAAUCCAUAAAUUGUAAACUGUCAUCAGCGCACCUUCUUAGCUGUCUUCUUGUCAGUAACCGCCCUGCGGCAUUCCUCCACUGGACAAAAAAAGCACGUAAAAAGUGUUGGGCCUGACGUUGAUACAGACGUUUAAAAUUGGUCAGCAAAAUAUAAAGUUUGAAGAGCUAAAAGUUAAGGACUUUCAUAGUUGCUUUGCCCCGCCCUGACGACAGUCUGAAUACACCCUAACAUUUAGAUUGUGCUUCAUUUUUAAACUAAACUUAUUUUUCUGUGUUCACAAACUUUGUGAUUUUCUUUUACCCCUUUGUGUUGCCUUUCCUUUUCACCUUUUUCUUUUGUUCUUAGCUUUUCGAGCAUUCCACCCUGCUUUGAUACUUAAUCUUUAUCUUUUCUUCUAUUUAGUGAUGAAUACUAAUUUCUUAUCUGUAGGUGAUUUAAAUAGUUUGUUCUUUUUUAUUUCACUUCAUUGAGCUGGGCUUUAGUGUUUCGAUUCUUCUCUGUUGCCAUUAUAUUUUGAUAUUAGGUUGAGAAAAUGACAAUUUCUUAGAAAAAUGUUUUAAAAAAACAGUAAAAACACCAAAAACAAUUUUUCCACAUGGAUUAUGUCAAGUUGUCUUUGGCACUGCAAACCAGGACAGCCAGGAAACUGGCUUCUAUUAAAGACUCAUUUCAAAUGA
This is a messenger RNA of Oryzias latipes (Japanese medaka), 3362 nucleotides long. RefSeq names its product RNA binding fox-1 homolog 1, like (gene rbfox1l). Gene Ontology annotation, cellular component: cytoplasm; nucleus. The record is from RefSeq and is a predicted model, not a curated record. Gene Ontology annotation, biological process: nervous system development; regulation of alternative mRNA splicing, via spliceosome. NCBI's taxonomy places the organism in Eukaryota, Metazoa, Chordata, Actinopteri, Beloniformes, Adrianichthyidae. Gene Ontology annotation, molecular function: mRNA binding.